GGUGGAAACUGCAGGAAGUUCAGUUUAUAAGAAGCUCUGCGGGCGUACUCAAACAUUUUGUCAAGAUGCACUCUAUGUUGCGCUUGUUGGUGCUUACAAGCAUAAUAGGAUGUGUUGAACUGAUCACAGUCAGGACACCGCAGAAAUAUAUCAAUGUUACAGUGGGUGGAAGUGUCCUACUCCAGUGUAUGUUUGUGACUACUCAAGAGACCACCAGCCUCACCAUCCAGUGGGAUUAUGUUUCAUCAUCCUCCUUGACACCACAGCAGGUCUAUUACUAUCAGUCAGGAGAGGAUGUCAUUCCGAGACCUUACAAGGGCAGGCUUCAGCCUCCCUCUUCUGUGGCCACAACCAGAAACGCCUCAAUAAUAAUAAGCAACAUGCAAACAUCAGAUGCCGGAGUCUACACUUGUGAGGUUCACAACUUUCCUGAUGUAGAUGGACAGUCUCAGGCCAAUAUCGUUGUUAAUGUUCUUGAGAGGCCGUCUACUCCGUAUUGCAGUGUCCACGGAGAUGUCGAAUCGGGCCACCUGGUCACUCUGACUUGCCACAGUGAGCGUGGAAGCCCGACCCCUACAUACAACUGGACCAGACUGGACCAGACCAAGACCAGGAGGCCUGUACUGGGAAAAACAACUGCAACUGGAAAAUUGGAAAUCAGAAACAUAUCCCAGUUUGAGUUUGGAGAAUACCAGUGCAAUGCUACAAAUGCAGUGGGCUUUUCAACCUGCACUAUAGAGCUGAGUCCUGAAGCAGCAGAUGGAGUGAUUGCUGGUGCUGUGAUCGGCGCAUUGCUCGGGUGUGUCCUAAUCAUCCUGGUGGUGUGGUUCAUCGCUCACACUGUGAAGCGGAACAAAUACAAAGUAGUGAAAGCAUCGGAGGACAACGAGAUGAAGAGGAGCUCUCACCAGGCCCAGGAAACCACAGACAGGGUUCCCGUGGCAGCCACAGCUGGCCACCUCCAUGCUGAGGCAGAUGAGCCACAAGCCUAAAAAACAAAGGGCCUGUUGAAAACAACUGGAGCAACGUCGCUAAUCUGAAUGACAGGAUGGCCAGGAUGGCCAGUCCUUAACAUACGUCAUUCUCAGAUUGAAUCAUUAUGAUGAAACUCAUGGUCGUGUUUGUUGUUGCAUUUUGUAUACUUAGCAUAAAUUCUUAAGUCUUUUACAGCUUUUGUUUCCGUUUGCCAAAUUGUUUUUUUUUUUGUUUUUUACUCAAACCUUUGUUGGAGUGUGGAUGAAAAUCUUCCUCAUGUAAGUCUACAGACACAACAUGGCGUAGGCCAAAAAAAAAAAAAAAAAAUUUUUUUACAGCAUGUUUCUUGUCCUUUUACUUGUUUUACCAUUUUCGUAGCGCGACAAUCAAUGUGUGUAGAUGAUGCCUUCAUUUUUAGAUAUACAGUAGGCUAUAUUACAUAGUACCCAAUAUUUGAAUUUGUUUCAUGAAUUACUACAUAAAUUGGUUUAGUAACGCUUCUAAUGCAAAGGAUCACUAUCAUUAGUUGAUCACUGCUGUCCACCAAAUGACUGCAAUUAUACUAAUAUGUGCAAAAAAAUCAUUAUAUAUUUUUUUUUAUCUUUUAUGAUUAUCUUUUUUUUUGAUAUAGUAACACAUUAUUGGGAUGAACCCAAUGAUAAAAGCAUACAUUCAAAUACAGUCUUUCAAUUGAUAAAAUAUCUUAAAUUAGAACCACAAUAUAACACUUUUUUUUUUUUAAAUAAUUCCUCAAGGGAAGGAUGAAUGGCCUCCCAGAUUAGUCUUUAAUUGGUCUUUGGUAAUACAAAUUGUCAAGCAACUGUGGAUGAAGUGUGACUACUUUGUGUAUUAGCAUUCACAGGUCCUCAUUAAAUGAAA
Xiphias gladius (swordfish) is the source of this 1854-nucleotide messenger RNA. Its product is annotated as V-set and immunoglobulin domain-containing protein 1-like. Gene Ontology annotation, biological process: maintenance of gastrointestinal epithelium; epithelial cell morphogenesis. The transcript has 7 exons. The record is from RefSeq and is a predicted model, not a curated record. NCBI's taxonomy places the organism in Eukaryota, Metazoa, Chordata, Actinopteri, Istiophoriformes, Xiphiidae. Gene Ontology annotation, cellular component: plasma membrane. The coding region runs from base 66 to 992 and encodes 308 amino acids.